Molecule: messenger RNA, 3806 nt
Organism: Cuscuta campestris
Lineage: Eukaryota; Viridiplantae; Streptophyta; Magnoliopsida; Solanales; Convolvulaceae
Source: the annotation of a GenBank genome assembly
CACAGUGAAAUAAGUUGUUAAUUUUGUAAAUCUAUGUGUAGUUAUAUUUCCAUCAUCUCGGAUGGAGCCAAAAUUUCAGUAUUUUUGGCUUUGGGAUGUGAUGGAAUAAAUCAAAAUGGAUCUCUAAACUGUCUGUGCUUCUUUAAUUAAUGAAGUAGCAGUUAGUUAAGCAAUGCAACUUUCGACGUUGAGCCGGGGGUCUCUUUGGAAACAGCCUCUCUACUUUCGAGUAGGGGCAAGGUCUGCGUACACACACCCUCCCCAGACCCUACUUUUGUGGGAUUUAACUGGGUUGUUGUUGUUGUUGUAUGUGUAGUUAUAUAGGAGAGAAAGAGAUGGAAGAAGAAAUAUUGAUGCAGAGACACGAAGAGGAAGGAAGGGGUAAAGAGAGGAGGAGUACUCUUCUGGAGAAAAAAGAACGCAAAUGGAAAGAGAUAGAAGCUUCUCUUAUGUCAUCAAUUCCCAAUGCUGGCAACAGAGAAGCAGCUGCAGUAGCAGCUGCUGUUCGUGCAGUUGGAGGUGAUUCAGUUUUAGAUGAUUCUUUUGCUCGUGAGAGAGUUUCAAGCAUUGCAUGCCGCAUACGUGCAGGCCAGUUAUCCCGGCGACACUCCAGGUUAUCAUUUUUUCAAUAGUUCUAGUUUAUGGGGUCUUUAAUAUGAAUAUGUACUCUCUGUAUUACCUUCUCCUAUCAGUACUCUUUCAUUGUAAGUUCAUCAUGUUGCCAGUGAACCAACUAGUUGACAAUUAGUUGAUAAGUGGACAUAUCAAUUACUCCCUCCGUCCCCGAGUUUAUGUCCACUCCCUCCGUCCCCGAGAACCAACUGAUCUUUAACAAGCUUAUUCGGAUUCAUUUCACACUUCUAAACCAUUGUACUUGAAUUGUAAGAUGUGAGCUGCUCCUCAUUUAGAGUAACUCUAUUGUAAAUAUUACUCCCUUCGUCCCCCAUAGAUCUUUCCAAUAGCCCUUUUUCUUUGUGCACAAUAGAUCUUCCCAUUUCAUUUUUUAACAAUUAAAAUGCCACAACUACCCCCACUUACUUUAUUUAUUACACCUCACCCACCUCAUUUUAUACACUCCAUCCAUUUUCAUUAAGGGUAUUAUGGUAAACUUUCACCUUUUUUCAACACUCCUUGAAAACAACCAAAAGUCAAAAUGAGAACAUCUUAGUGGGACGGAGGGUGUAUCAGGAAAGAUGAUAACUGAAAGCUUUAUCGAGGUGCCUAUAUAUUCAUUAUUAUUGGUCUUCUUCUUUUGCUUGGUGCCAUUUCGGCCAUCAUAGUUACAAUGCAUCCUUGGAGGGUAAGUCAAUACUAUUGGUUAAUUUAUCUCUUAUUAUUGUUUAUCUCUAAGGAGUUUCACUUCAUAUUAUGAAAGAUAGGAGCAACAUUUCUCUUAGUUCUCCUAUUUCUAGUUCUAGCUAUCGGUGCAAUUCAUUAUUGGGCCUCAAAUAAUUUCUAUCUGACAAGGGUUCAGAUGUUAGCUGUUUGUUUUCUAGCGUUUCUUUUGGCUUUGGCAGCCUUACUUGUUGGAUGGUUUCAAGGUAAGAUCACUUUCUUAUAUAUCACUCGUGAUGAUAUGAUUCACAGAUCACCAUAGGACUCCUCGGAUAAUGACCAAUAUCAAUUUGCAUCCUUCGUAAUGCUUGAUUGGAUUUUUGGUUUGUUCCAGACAAGGCUUUUGUUGGUGCAUACGUUGGUUACUUUUCAUUUCUUUUCCUACUAGCUGGAAGGGCAUUGUCUGUGCUCCUUUCACCUUUGAUAGUAGUCUAUUCCCCAAGGGUGUUACCUGUGUAUGUGUACGAUGCACUUGCAGAUUGUGGGAAAAACGUCAGUGGUGCAUUUCUUUUGCUUUAUGGCGUUGCAUUAGCUAUUGAAGGAUGGGGUGUAGUUGCAAGUUUGAAAAUCUAUCCCCCUUUUGCUGGAGCUACUGUUUUAGCAAUUACCCUUGUCGUAGCUUUUGGAUUCGCUGUCUCUCGCCAUUGUUUGACUCUCGAGGUAUUUCCAAUCAUGACCAGAAACGCUUUAUCUGGAACUUACUCUGCUCCCCAGAGGUCUGCCAGCUCAGCUGCUCUUUGGUUGGGGAUCCUGCUGUAAUUCGAGAUAAAGGAGGCAAUUUUGUACUUCCUAGGGCUGAUGUCAUGAAAUUAAGAGAUCGUUUGAGAAAUGAAGAAUUAGCUGAUGGAUCUCUUAUGUCUAGGUUGAGAAAUAAGACCCUGCGGCACGAAGCUAUAACUGAUAUAGGUCACAAAAGAGAAAUGUGUGCUCAUGCCAGAAUACUAGCUCUGGAAGAAGCAAUUGACACUGAAUGGGUUUACAUGUGGGAUAAGUUUGGUGGUUAGUUACUUCUUUUACUUGGUGACGGCUAAAGCUGAACGUGUACGGGUAUAAAUGCUUAAACAUUCUAUCACACAGCACAUGAAGUCUUUUUCAUGCUGACCUCCUCCUUUUACAGGAUGAGGUUCGUUUAUGACUUUUCCUCGACAGCAUAGGAUUGCCUGAUCUCAGUGCUAAGGAUAUCAAAAAGUGGUUACCUGAGGAACAUAGGCGAUUUGAACUUAUACAAGAGAAAUAUAUAGGAACAUCUCAAGCUAUUAAUGUUGCUUCUGUUACCCUUCUCGGUCUCACAGUGAAAUAAGUUGUUAAGUUUGUAAAUCUAUGUGUAGUUAUAUAGGAGAGAAAGAGAUGGAAGAAGAAAUAUUGAUGCAGAGACGCGAAGAGGAAGGAAGGGGUAAAGAGAGGAGGAGAGCUCUUCUGGAGAAAGAAGAACGCAAAUGGAAAGAGAUAGAAGCUUCUCUUAUGUCAUCUAUUCCCAAUGCUGGCAACAGAGAAGCAGCAGCAGUAGCAGCUGCUGUUCGUGCAGUUGGAGGUGAUUCAGUUUUUGAUGAUUCUUUUGUUCGUGAGAGAGUUUCAAGCAUUGCAUGUCGCAUACGUGCAGGCCAGUUAUCUCGGCGAGCACUCCAGCUUUCAGCUGGAAUCGGCUCUGGAAAUGACGGGUUUCUGGAUUUUCUUAAAGAGUCUAGCUUUCAGCUGGAAUCAGCUCUGGAAAUGACGGUGUUUUGUGAUCCCUAGCUUGGAUGGAAGCAGUUCUGACUUCUGAGUGGGGGAGAGAAUAAAAAGUUGGAAAAUGGAAGAGAAUGAGCAUAAAUUAAUGUUGGCAUGUGUGAUUCCCGGGACUCUCUUCUUCGUGCUGGGCUCUGCUUAUUUUGCGAUACUCUGGGCAGUCAAUUGGAGACCAUGGCGGAUUUAUAGUUGGAUCUUUGCCCGAAAAUGGCCUGAAAUGCUUCAAGGUCCCCAGCUGGGAAUUUUAUGUAGUUUUAUGUCUCUUACUGCUUGGCUGAUUGUUAUCUCACCAAUUGUGGUGCUUAUAAUGUGGGGAAGCUGGCUUACUGUAAUUUUGGGCCGGGAUAAUUGGGUUAGCUGUGGUAAUGGGUGGUACUGCUAUUCUUUUAGCAUUCUACUCAAUCAUGCUAUGGUGGAGAACACAAUGGCAAAGCUCAAGCAGGAGCUGUAGCUGUUCUUCUUUUGUUGGCUGUUGGGUUGCUCUGUGCAUAUGAACUCUGUGCGGUGUAUGUCACAGCUGGUGUGAGUGCAUCUGAGGGAUAUUCACCUUCUGGUUUUUUCUUUGGAGUGUCAGCAAUCGCUUUAGCCAUCAACAUGCUCUUUAUUUGCAGAAUGAUUUUUAAUGGUAAGCAACACAAAUCUUUCUGUCCUGGCUUUUGUGUCUCCUUUUUAGUGAACCUUCUGACUUGUAUUUUCUUUUAUCAUUUCUUAGAGUACAGUUCAAAACAUAAAUUUUCCCAUGAGUA